AUGUUGACCCGCUACAGCGACCCAGUGAUUAGCCAAAUUUGGACGACCGAAAACAAGUACCAAGUUUGGUUGCAAGUGGAAUUAACGGUUUUGGCUGCUCAAAGCCGUUUUGAACGUCUGAUCAGUGCUCAAGAGUUGGCCAAAAUUACUAGUCGUGCCCGGGUCAACCCGCUCAAAAUUGCCGAAAUCGAAAAACAAAUCGGUCACGACCUCGCCGCUUUUGUCGACCAAGUAUCGCAAACUCUCGGCCCAGAAAAAAGGUUUUUUCACUUUGGAUUAACAGCUAGCGACGUGGUUGACACCGCUUUGUCUUGCCAACUCAAACAAGUCAACGCCGAGUUGCGCACCAAAAUUAACCAACUGCUCAGCAAACUUAAGCAACUAGCGCUUCGUUACCAGAACACCUACCAAGUCGGUCGAACCCACGGCGUCCACGCCGAACCAACCACCUUUGGCUACAAAAUGGCGCUUUGGCACCAGGAAAUGCUCCGGCAACUAACGCGCUUUAAUUUAGCCGCUGAGCAAGUGGAAGUCGCCAAAAUAUCGGGCGCAGUCGGCAACUUCGCCCACCUUGAUCCGCGGGUUCAAAAAUUCGUGGCUCAAAAACUUGGCUUAACUCCGAGUCCAAUCGCCAGCCAAAUUCUUCAGCGCGAUCGCCACGCUUUUUACUUACAAACGCUUGCUUUGAUCGCUUCGUCGCUUGAUAAAUUUGCCGUCGAAAUUCGGCACUUACAACGCUCGGAAGUCGGAGAGGUCAGCGAAUCAUUUACGGCUGAUCAAAAAGGAUCGUCGGCCAUGCCCCACAAGCAAAACCCGAUUUUAAGCGAAAACAUCAGCGGACUAGCGCGGGUUAUGCGUGGUUACGCCCAGACCGGUCUAGAAAACGUUGUCCUUUGGCACGAGCGCGAUAUUUCCCACUCUUCGGCCGAGAGAAUCAUUUUGCCCGACGCGACAAACCUCUUAGCUUUUAUGUUGAAACGGAUGGAAAACAUCUUGACGAGCUUAGUCGUCAAAGAAGAUCAAAUGCUCGCCAACCUGGCCCGCAACCAAGAGGUCAUUUUUUCGCAGCGCGUUUUGCUUUACCUAAUUGAAAAAAAACUUUACCAGCGCGAUGCUGCUUACCGCCUAAUCCAAGUGCUAACCCAGAAAGCGCUGAGCGACAAAAUUAAGUUGAGCCAACUACUGCUGGAAAACAAGGUCUUAGACGCUGGUGAAGUAGAGCAACUUUUUGACUACCGCUACUACCUUCGUCGCAUUGACCAAGUUUACCGCCAACUUGCAGUUCAGACUGCUGGCUGGGAGGUCAGUUUGAAAGUUUUUGAUUUUGAAGACGUUCAACUUUUACCAAAACGUUGCAUUACCAACUCGCGGAGCGAAUGCGAUGCGAGCGUCAGUUUUGCUAACCACCGUUUCAAACUACCGAUCGUACCGGCGAACAUGAAAUCGAUAAUUAGCGAGGAGUUGGCGCUUGAAAUGGCUGAGCGCGGUUACUUUUACGUCAUGCACCGUUUUAACGUGGAUACGGUGCAGUUCGUCAAAAAGGCUCAAAAGCAAAAAUUAAUCGCUUCAAUUUCGAUCGGCGUUAAACCAGAGUGGUACGAAGUAAUUGACAAACUAGCUCAGCAAAAAUUAAUUCCGGAGUUUAUUACGAUUGACAUUGCCCAUGGCCACGCUAAUUCCAUGAAAAAAAUGAUCAAACACAUCCGCCUCAGAAUGGGUCAAAAACCGUUUGUGAUCGCUGGCAACAUCGCCACUCCCGAAGCGGUAGUCGAUUUAGAAAGAUGGGGCGCUGACGCUACCAAAGUCGGCGUCGGACCAGGACGAGUUUGCAUUACCCGCUUAAAAACUGGUUUUGGAACGGCUGGUUGGCAACUUUCAGCCAUCAAAUGACUUUCCAAAUCGGCCACCAAACCGAUCAUAGCCGACGGUGGAGUUCGUUACCCCGGCGACAUCGCCAAGGCGAUUCGCUUCGGAGCUACUUUUGUGAUGGUCGGGUCAAUUUUGGCCGGCCACAAAGAAUCGCCCACUCCGGUCAUUCAAGCCCAAGGCCAAAGUUACAAGGAGUACUACGGUUCAGCCUCUGAGUUUAACAAAGGCGAAAGACGCCACGUGGAAGGUAAAAAAGAACUUGUACCGCUCCGCGGUUCGAUUUGGGACACUUUCAAAGAAAUUGAACAAGAUCUCCAAUCGGCCAUUUCUUACGCGGGCGGUUUAAAACUGGCUGCGCUUAAGAAAGUCAGUUACAUCUUGCUCAAGAACAACGAAGGUUACUAG
Molecule: messenger RNA, 2274 nt
Organism: Centruroides sculpturatus (bark scorpion)
Lineage: Eukaryota; Metazoa; Arthropoda; Arachnida; Scorpiones; Buthidae
Product: adenylosuccinate lyase-like
Exons: 2
Biological process (GO): 'de novo' AMP biosynthetic process
Cellular component (GO): GMP reductase complex; cytosol
Molecular function (GO): N6-(1,2-dicarboxyethyl)AMP AMP-lyase (fumarate-forming) activity; GMP reductase activity; (S)-2-(5-amino-1-(5-phospho-D-ribosyl)imidazole-4-carboxamido) succinate lyase (fumarate-forming) activity
Source: RefSeq, a predicted model, not a curated record